Manis javanica (Malayan pangolin) is the source of this 4576-nucleotide messenger RNA. It is a transcript of the gene GIPC3, whose product is annotated as GIPC PDZ domain containing family member 3. Lineage: Eukaryota; Metazoa; Chordata; Mammalia; Pholidota; Manidae. Gene Ontology annotation, biological process: signal transduction. The record is from RefSeq and is a predicted model, not a curated record. Gene Ontology annotation, molecular function: receptor ligand activity.
CCAGUGCUAGAGAGCAAAAGCAAGGAGCCGAAGGAGGUGAGGAGGGAUGGAAGCACAUGGAGAUCCGGGAGCAGGUGCUUCAGAAGGAGGGGCAGCUGUGCAAAGGCCCUGGGGCAGGCCCACGCCUGGCAUGUACAAGGAACAGUCAGGAGGUCCCUGUGGCUAGAGCAGAAGGAGCUAGAUGGGGAGAGGGGAGGCCAGGGACCAGACGGGGUAGGUCUUGCAGGGACUUGGGGGCCUGGGGAGGACUGGGCUUGCCCCCUGGGAUGUGGAUGUGGGAGUGUGGAGUGCUGUAGGCAGGUGGGUACUGGGGGGAGCAGGAUGUGGUUGAGGCAUUAAAUGAGGGCGCCUAGCACAGAGCAAGGACUCCGGGGUGCUCAGCUGUCCCAUCCAUUUUGGGGACCCUUGUUUUUCCCAGUCCGCAGCUCAGGUCCCCGCGGGCAGCCCAGCGUCCCCGGGGGGCGCGCAGCUGGCCCUGGCAGGGCCCAGACACCUGGGGUCCAGCCCCCCCGCGCACCCCGCGGUGUCGCCUUCCCGGGCGGCUUGGGUUCCCGGAUCCCCUUACCCGCCGGCUCGGCUGUCGCGCCCUGCGCCGGGGGAGGGGAGGCUGCAGGAAGCGGCGGAUCCGGCGGCGGCGGAGGCCGGUGGCCGAGCUCCUCCGGCCAUGGAGAGUGCCCAGGAAGCCGAGGCCCCGCGCCCGCCCGCGCCCACGCCCCAGCCCUCGCCCGCGGCGCCCGCGCCCGCGCCCCGUGCGCGCCCGCGCCUGGUCUUCCGCACGCAGCUGGCGCACGGCAGCCCCACGGGCAAGAUCGAAGGCUUCACCAAUGUCCGCGAGCUCUAUGCCAAGAUCGCCGAGGCCUUCGGCAUCGCUCCCACCGAGAUCUUAUUCUGUACCCUGAACAGCCAUAAGGUGGACAUGCAGAAACUGCUGGGUGGCCAGAUAGGCUUGGAGGACUUCAUCUUUGCCCACGUGCGUGGCGAGACCAAGGAAGUGGAGGUCACUAAGACGGAGGAUGCCCUGGGACUGACCAUCACGGACAACGGGGCUGGCUACGCCUUCAUCAAGAGGAUCAAGGAAGGCAGCAUCAUCAACCGGAUCGCGGCCGUGUGCGUGGGCGACAGCAUCGAGGCCAUCAACGACCACUCCAUCGUGGGCUGCCGUCACUAUGAGGUGGCCAAGAUGCUCCGGGAGCUGCCCAAGUCCCAGCCCUUCACCUUGCGUCUUGUGCAGCCCAAGAGGGCCUUCGAUAUGAUUGGCCAGAGGAGCCGGAGCAGUAAGUGUCCCAUGGAAGCAAUAGUGGCCAGUGGGAGGGAGACCCUGCGUCUUCGUUCUGGGGGGGCCGCCACUGUGGAGGAAGCGCCCAGUGAAUUUGAGGAGGAGGCAUCUCAGAGGGUGGAUGACCUUCUGGAGAGUUACAUGGGCAUUCGGGAUCCAGAGCUGGGUAAGGGGCCAGGCGUCCACCAUGGUGGAGACGUCCAAGGAGACCGAGAGUGUCCAGGAGUUUGCACGCCGUUUAGACUCCGUCUUGGGCGAGUUUGCCUUCCCGGACGAGUUUGUGGUGGAGGUGUGGGCCGCCAUCGGCGAGGCCAGGGAGGCCUGCGGCUAGUGUGCCCCGGCGCUCAGCGCAGCCCCAGCCCGGAGCCCGGACCCCUGCCCCAGCCCUCCCAGGCAGCUCGCGAGGCUCAGCCCUGCCCGAGAGCCCAGCCCAGACCUGAGACCCAGCCCUGCUCCAGGGUCCAGUCCAGCUCCAGAACCCAGCCCCCCUCUAGAGCUCGGGCCGGCUCUGACACCGAGCUCCCCUCUAGGAUCCACACCAGUUCUGAGACCAAGCCCUGCUCUAUACCUCAGCCUGGUGCUGAGGCCAAGCCCUGCCCCAGAAGCCAGGCCAGCUCUGAAGCCACGUUCAUCUCUAGGAGCCCCCCGGAUGCGGAGGCCACGCCCCAUUCCGGAAUCCAGCCCUCCUCUGGAGCCCAGGUCAGCUCAGAGACAGAGUUCAUCUCUAGAACCCAUACCAGUUCUGAGACCCAGCCCAGCUCCAGAGCCCAGUCCCCUUCUAGAACCCAGGCCAGCUGUGAAGCUAAGCUGAGCUCUGAUACCAAGUCAAGUUCUGGAACCCAAGCAAGUUUGAAGACACAGCCCGGCUCUGAGAUCCAUCCCAGUCCCAGAAACCAGCCCUGCUCUACAGCCAAGUCUUGCCAGAAAACUCGACCCAGUUCUGGAACUCAAGACAGCUCCACGAUGCGGUUGCACCUGGACACGUGGUCUGGCUCAGGAAUGCCAGUUAGUUCCGGACCCCAAGAGUCCAAGAAGCGGCCCAGCUCUGGAAGCUAUGCCAGCCCAGGAUUCAAAGACAGCUCCCAAACCCAGCCUGAUUCCCGAACCCAGACCAGCUCCGGAACCCAAACGCGAGCUGCAGCUCCGUCCAGGUCCAGCCCCCAGCCCUGCUCAGAGACCCAGUUGCGCUCAAGCACCCAGCUCCAUCCUGGGGCCCGGCCCGGCUCCAGUGAUGAGUCCGGCUCAGAGACCGAGCCCCGCUCUAGACCCCAGGCCAGUGCUACGACCAGACUCCGCUCCGGAACUCAGAGGAGCUCUGAAGCCCCAUCCGUCUCUGAGGUCAGGCCUGCCUCCAGAGCUCAGCUUAACCCCGAGCCCCAAUCUCCCUGCAGAAGGUGGACCAGCUCUAGAACGCCGUCCAGCUCUGAGACCCAGACCCACUUCAAGGCCCGGCCGAUUUCCCGAGCUCAGCCCAGCGCAGGCAUCCUGCCUGGCUCCAAAGCUCUGCUCAGUUCUGGAGCACAAACUGACCCUGAACUCCCACCGAGCUCUGAGGCACAGUCAAUGGCUGGGUCUCAGCUGAGCUCGAGAAGCCAGCCGAACCCCGGGAGCCAGUCUCGUCCUGGCGCCCAGACCAACGCAGUAAUAGACUUAAAUUCCACAACACUGCCCAGCUCUGAGGGCAGGCCCCGCCCCAGGCCCCCGCCCUGCCCAGGGGCUCAGCCACCUCCCGGGACUCACCUCACCUCGGGAACCCUGCCACGUUCCAUGUCCCCGCUCCAGGCCGCAGCCCAAGGCAGCUCCGGUACUGAGCCGGGCUUUGAGAAGCAGGCCACCUCCGGAUCUCAGCUCAGCUCCGCAGCCCAGCCCAGUUCUGGGACCCAGACAAAUUCCGGAAUUCAGCUGGGCCCCAGAAUGCAGUUCAGCUCUGAGACCCAGCUCAUCAGCUCCAGAACCCAGCCUGUUUCUAGAGCCCAGUUCAGUACUGAGACCCAGCCCAGCUCCGGGACCCAGACCAGUGCAAGGAUUCGACCCAGCUCUGGAGCUCAGCUCGGCUCCAGAACCCAGGCUAGUUCUGACACUCAGCCCAGCUCCAGGAUUCAGUUCAGCGCUGAGACGCAGCCCAGCUCUAGGGCCCAGACUGACACCAGAACUCAGCCCAGCUCUGGAGUCCACCUUAGUUCUAGAACCCAGCCUGUUUCUGAAACCCAAUCCAGGUCCAGAACCCAGACCAGCUCCGGAACCCAGCUCAGCUCCAGAAAUGGGCUUCGCCCACAGGCCCCAGACCGUGACCCUGGAGCUCAGCCCGAUCCCACUUCCCCAGCCCAGCUGCAGCCCCCGGGCCCCCCGCCCAGAGCCCCGACUCCAGACCCUAGCAAAGUCUCUGCACCUCAGCUUCAGCCCCACCAUCUGGUACAUGGAACCCUGGCCACUGUCGGCCAGGGCCAAAGCCCACCAGCUCCCCACCUGGCCCCACAGCCACAGAUCCCUUCUGUCCCCCGGAAACCAGCCCUUUCCCCCAAGCCUCAGCUGGGACCCCAGAAGUGCAUCCCAAGCACCAUAUCAGGCAUCCCUAGUGCGGUCCCCAGGACAGCCCUGCAGCAUUUCCAGCCCCCCAAGCCCCCAGCUCAGAGGCCCGCCCCUACCCCCACGCUCAGGGGGUCAGAGCCCCUCUCCCAACACAGGGGGCCAUAGCUUAGGGGUGACAUAGUUUUGCACCCACCCCUGCUCCUGCCCCUCGCAGCCCAGGUCCCCCAGAAGCAGCCGGUGACCUCAUUCCCCCCCGUAAGCCAGGGUGGGAGCCAGGGAGGGUGGAAACAGCGGCUUCAGUUUCACUCCGCCUGGCUCGGGGCGGUGUAAGCGGAUCCCAGGUCUGUGGAGGGGAAGGGGGGCAGGUUGCUCCUCGUGUACCUCGAGGGCUGUGGGAAUAAAGUUGCCCCCAACCCUGCAGCUGGCUGCGUCCUUUCUGGGGGAACUUUGGGGAAGAGCAGAGGAAGGGCUAGGAUGUGGGUCCGGGGCACCGGCAGGACAGCACUGAAUGUGUUUUAUGUGCCUACUGUGUGCCAGGCACUGUACCAAGUGUUAAGUGUGCCUAUGCUCAGGUACGCGGCACUCUGUCAAAGUUUCCCUCGUCCCUCUGGUUACUUGGCCCUCACCGAGCAUCUACUAUGGGCCAGGGGCUGUGUUCUAGGCACUGGGAGUCUGGAGUGUAGAGCGAAUGAGCCGGGAAGCGACACACUCACGAGCCAGGGGACCCCGUCUGGAGUGGAGUAAACAGGCAUCUGUCUAUGCGCGCCUCUC